Molecule: messenger RNA, 1581 nt
Organism: Trichosurus vulpecula (common brushtail)
Lineage: Eukaryota; Metazoa; Chordata; Mammalia; Diprotodontia; Phalangeridae
Product: cyclin-L1-like
Biological process (GO): regulation of transcription by RNA polymerase II
Cellular component (GO): nucleus
Molecular function (GO): cyclin-dependent protein serine/threonine kinase regulator activity
Source: RefSeq, a predicted model, not a curated record
AUGACCGCCGGGCUUUACCCAAUCCCAGCCACGGCUUCCUCUUCCUCGGCCACCGCGUCCUCCUCCUCGUCUGCCCCCGCGACGGCGGCGGCGGGCUCCAGCGGCGGCCCCGCGGCCGGGAUCCUCAUCGGCGACAGGCUCUGCUCGGAGGUGUCGCUGACCAUCGACCACUCGCUGAUUCCGGAGGAGCGGCUGUCGCCCACGCCGUCCAUGUACGACGGCCUCGACCUGCCCAGCGAGACGGACCUGCGCAUCCUGGGCUGCAAGCUCAUCCAGGCCGCCGGCAUUCUGCUCCAGCUGCCCCAGGUGGCGAUGGCAACGGCGCAGGUGCUGUUCCACCGCUUCUUUUACUCCACGUCCUUCGUCAAACACAGCUUUGAGAUUGUUGCCAUGGCUUGUAUCAAUCUCGCUUCCAAAAUCGAAGAAGCGCCUCGUAGAAUAAGAGAUGUGAUAAAUGUUUUUCACCAUUUACGUCAGGUAAGAGAAAAAAGGACACCAAGCCCACUGAUCCUUGAUCAGAACUACAUAAACACCAAAAAUCAAGUGAUCAAGGCAGAGAGAAGGGUAUUGAAGGAAUUGGGAUUUUGUGUUCAUGUCAAACAUCUGCACAAAAUCAUUGUUAUGUAUUUACAAGUCUUAGAAUGUGAACAGAAUCAAACCCUGGUUCAGACAGCCUGGAAUUACAUGAAUGACAGCCUUCAAACCAAUGUUUUUGUUCGAUUUCAGCCAGAGACAAUAGCAUGUGCUUCUAUCUACCUUGCAGCUAGAGCGCUUCAGAUUCCACUGCCUACUCGACCUCAUUGGUUUCUGCUCUUUGGCGCCACGGAAGAAGACAUUCAGGAUAUCUGCAUAGAAACACUUAGGCUUUAUAUCAGAAAAAAGCCAAACUAUGAAUUGCUGGAAAAAGAAGUAGAAAAGAGGAAAGCAGCCCUGCAGGAAGCUAAAUUAAAAGCAAAAGGAUUGAAUCCUGAUGGAACUCCAGCCCUUUCAACACUGGGUGGCUUUUCUCCAGCUUCUAAACCAUCAUCACCAAGAGAAGUAAAGCCAGAAGAGAAAACACCGAUAUCGGCCAGCACGAAGACCAUCAAAAAAGAACCUGAAGACGGACCGCAGGCAUCCAAGAGUCCUUACAAUGGCGUUCGGAAAGACAGCAAAAGAAGUAGAAACGGUAGAAGUGGGAGUCGGUCAAGGUCACGAACCAGGUCACGUUCUCGAUCUCAUACACAGAGAAGACAUAACAACAGGAGAAGUCCAUCUGGAACAUACAGCUCAAGGUCGAGAAAUCGAUCCCGCAGUCACAGCGAAAGUCCUCGGAGACACCACAACCAUGGCUCUCCACACCUUAAAGCCAAGCAUGCCAGGGAGGAUUUAAAAAGCUCAAAUAGACAUGGUCAUAAAAGGAAAAAAUCCCGCUCUCCAUCUCAGAGCAAAUCUCGGGAUCAUUCCGAUGUUGCCAAGAAGCACAGGCACGAACGGGGACAUCACCGCGAGAGGCGAGAGAGGUCGAGGUCCUUUGAGCGCGCACACAAAGGCAAGCACCAUGGCAGUAACCGCUCGGCACAUGGCAGGCACAGGCGCUGA